AUAAAGGAAAACCCAAGAUCACAGAACCUACCAGUUGUGAGCCAGCCCAGUCUGAAGGAGCCUUACUCCAGAAACAACUAACACAAGGAGCCCCAGGGGACUCCCAGGUGGGCCAAACCAAGGAUCAGGAUGGGCCAUCAGAAAUGCAAGAAGGACACUUGAGACCAGGCAUAGACCCCCAGAGGAAGAAGCUCUCUGGGAAAAUGAGCCCUGAACAUGAUGGUUUAGGGACAGUGGAUGGUGUCUGUUCAUGGAUUGUACAGGAGCCAGUCCCUCUGGGAGGUGCUGUCCUUGACCAUGACUCCUGUGGAUCAGGUAGAGAUCCCGUGAUUCGGGAAGAGGAAAACAUCUUUAAAUGCAAUGAAUGUGGGAAAGUUUUUAACAAGAAACGCCUCCUUGCUCGACAUGAGAGGAUUCACUCUGGAGUGAAGCCCUAUGAAUGCACAGAGUGUGGGAAAACAUUUAGUAAGAGCACUUACCUCCUUCAACACCAUAUGGUCCACACUGGGGAGAAGCCCUAUAAGUGCAUGGAGUGUGGGAAAGCCUUCAACCGCAAGUCACACCUUACACAACACCAGCGGAUUCACAGUGGAGAGAAGCCUUAUAAGUGCAAUGAAUGUGGAAAAGCCUUCACCCACCGCUCCACUUUUGUCUUGCAUAACAGGAGCCACACAGGAGAAAAGCCCUUUGUGUGCAAGGAAUGUGGAAAAGCCUUCCGAGAUAGGCCUGGUUUCAUUCGACACUACAUCAUCCAUAGUGGUGAGAAUCCCUAUGAAUGCUUUGAAUGUGGCAAGGUCUUCAAACACCGGUCAUACCUCAUGUGGCACCAGCAGACUCACACUGGGGAGAAGCCCUAUGAGUGCAGUGAAUGUGGGAAAGCCUUCUGUGAGAGCGCAGCCCUCAUUCACCACUACGUCAUCCACACUGGGGAGAAGCCCUUUGAGUGCCUGGAGUGUGGGAAGGCCUUCAACCACAGGUCAUACCUCAAGAGGCACCAGCGGAUUCACACUGGGGAGAAGCCUUAUGUAUGCAGUGAAUGUGGAAAGGCCUUUACCCACUGCUCCACUUUUAUCUUGCAUAAAAGGGCCCACACUGGAGAAAAACCUUUUGAGUGCAAAGAAUGUGGGAAAGCCUUCAGCAAUCGGGCAGACCUCAUUCGACAUUUCAGCAUCCACACUGGAGAGAAGCCCUAUGAGUGCAUGGAGUGUGGGAAGGCCUUCAACCGCAGGUCAGGCCUCACGAGACACCAACGGAUUCAUAGUGGAGAGAAGCCCUAUGAAUGCCUCGAGUGCGGGAAGACCUUCUGCUGGAGCACAAACCUGAUUCGACAUUCCAUUAUCCACACUGGAGAGAAGCCCUAUGAGUGCAGUGAGUGUGGAAAGUCCUUCAGUCGAAGCUCAUCCCUCACUCAGCAUCAGAGGGUUCAUUCUGGGAGAAACCCUGUCAGUGUAACAGAAGUGGGAAGACCCUUCCCAAAUGGGCAAUCCUCGGUCAACCUCCAAGAACUCCUAUUGGGGGAAGACUUUUUGAAUGUAACCACUGAGGAAAAUCUUUUGCCAGAGGAAACAUCUUACUCAGAAUCUGAUCAUUCAUACCAAAGAGAAACCCCUCAGUUUUCUUCUCUGUGAGAAACCCUGUUGCAGGAUAUCAGUUGUCAUCUGAAGAGUCAUACUGGAAAUUGACCCAGCCUAGAGCCUUAUUCCAUGUCUGAGAUUCAUCCAGGAGAGAGACCCAGUGGUUAUUAUGCACUAAGGAAAACCUUCAGCUACAUCUUUCUCCUUAGUUUACACUGCAGUGUUAUCUCAGGAAUUUUCUUUUUAAGAAGAAGGAAGAGACUUAGAAGAGAAAAUGACCUGCAAACACAGUUUCUUUCUGACUUCCUUGCCAAGCCUAUGGCACUUUGUCAUGGAUCCCUUAGUUUACUUUGUAGGAAGAGAGUUUGUUUCAGAGAUAAAGGACCUAGACUCUUUAUGUGUUUGGUAUAUACGUUAAUUGCUGUCCAGUGUGAGGCGAGUUAGACAGUGGAGGGCAGGUCUGGAAACUUUCAUUGAACAUCUUUCUUCUAAAACAUUGUCUCUACUCUUGAGCUUAAUUUUUGUGAGAAGUAUGAAGGCUUGAGCCAUCAAAUACCUUUAUAUUUGAGGAGAUAAGAGUACACAUAUGAAUGGGCACAUUUUACUGCAUCAGUUAAGACUGUUUAAGGCUUUGAUUUUUAAAAAACAAACCUUUUCUUCAUGUGGUUUUAAAGAACUGAUAAUCAGACUUUUUCUUGAUCCUGUUCUAUUGGUUUAUUUGAUUGCUGUAGCUAUGUGGUAAAUCUUUUAAUUGAGUAAGGCGAUUCAUCUCUCUUUAAUCUUCCUAUUUAAAGUUAGUUUAAUACUGCUAGUUAUUUUGAAUUUCCAUAUAAAGAUUGAAUUAGCUUGUCUAUUUUUACAAAAAUCUUUAUCAAAUUUUGAUAGAAAUUGAGUUAAAUUGUAGAUCAGUUUUUUGAGAAUCAGCAUCUUUACUGUGUUGAGUCUUCCAAUUCAUAAACUCGGUAUGUCUCAGCAUUCAUUUAAAUAUCACUUGAUUUAUUUCGUUACUGUUUUGUAAAUUUCAGUAAUAGGUCCUGUACAAUUUUUGUAAGCUUUAUAUCUAGGUAUUUCUUUAUUUUGAGUGAUUAUAAAUAGCAUUGAUUUUUAAAAUUUCAAUUUUCGCACAACCUUUGGUAGUAUACAGAAAUACAGUUAUUUUUUGGAUGUUAUUUUGGUAUCUUGCAAUCUUGCUGAACUGUAGCCUUUUUUUUUUUUUUUUAUAAUAUGCUUGGGAUUUUCUACACAGAAAUAACAUGUGCAAAUAGAGACAGUUUUAUUUCUUUCUUCCCAUCCAUAUACCUUUUUUUUUUCUUGUCUUAGUGUACUGGCUAGGAUUUCCAAUAUGACUUUCAGUAGUAGUAGUGAGAAAGGAUAUCCUUGCCUGGUUCCUCGUAUUACAAGGAAAACAUUCAGUUUUUCACCAUUAAGUAUGAUGUUAGUUGUAAGGCUUCCUUCAUAGAGGUUUCUUUUUAAGUUUAGAAAGUUUCCCUCUAUUCCUGAUUUGCUGAGAUUUGUUAUUGUGAAUGGGUGUUGAAUUUUGUCAAAUGCGUUUUCUCUAUCAGUUGAUAAGAUCAUGUUUUUUUUCCUUCUGUAGCCGGUUCAUAUGAUGUGUUACAUUUAUUUGAAGUUUGAAUAUUGAACCAGUUUUGUAUCCUUGAACUAAGUCCCACUUGGUCAUGGAAUAUAGUUAUUUUUAUAUAUUGUAUUACAGUAUCCAGUAUGCUCGUAUUUUGUUGGGGAAGUUUUCCUGUUUCAUGAGUGAUCAUGGUAUGCAUUUUUCUUUCUUACUUUUGUUCAUUCUUUUUUUUGUACUGUCAUUGUCUAGUUUAGUGUCUAGAUGAUACUGGCCUCCCAACAUGUGUUGAGAGGUGUUCUUUCUUCUAUUAUUUGGAAGACUGUGUAGAAUUGGUUUUAUUUGUUUUAAUGUUUGGUAGCAUUCUCCAGUGAACCAUUUAGGCCUGGAGAGUUUUCUUUUGAAUGCUUUUUAUUUAUUUAUUUUAUUUAAUAUGUAUAGAACUAUUCAGAGUAUUUGUUUCAUAUUGGAUGAAUUUUCAUAGUUUAUUCUUUUCUAGGACUUGUUCCAUUUCAUCUAAAUUUUCUGAUUUGUUUUGAGUAUUCCUUUAUAAUCCUUUUAAUGGCAGCAGAAUCUGUACUUAUAUCCCACGUUUUAUUCCUGUUGUUGGAAACAUGUCUUCUCUGUCAGUCUUCUGAGACAGUUCUCAAUUUUAUUCACUGUUUUAAAGAACCAGCACUUUAUAUUAUUGUUUUUUUCUCUGUUAUCUUUCUGUUCUUAAUUUCACUGAUUUCUCUUCUGAUCUUUAUUAUAUCCUUUCUUCUACUUGUUUUGGUUGUAUUUUGCUCUGUAGUUUCUUGAGAUGGUUGCUUAGAUUUUUUAAUUUUUCUAAUGUAAGCAUUAAGUUCUAUAAAUUUUGUUCACAGCACUGUUUUAGCUUCAUCUCACAAGUUUUAAUACAUUUUAAUUAUAUUUCAUUCAGUUCUAUUUCUUUAUUUGAGACUUCCUCUCUAAUCUAUGGAUUAUUUAGUAUUAUGUUGUUUAAUUUCCUAGUGUUUAGAGUAUUUCAUGCUUUUUGUUAUUGAUUUUCUGUUCGUUUUACAUUUGAUCUGGCUGUUUAAAUUUGCUGAGAUUUGUUUUAUGACCCAGGAUAUGGUCUAGCUUGAUGAAUGUUCUGUAAUUCUGCUUGAAAAGAAUGUGUAAUCUACUGUCUUCGGGUGGUGUUUGUAUCAAUGUCUACACAAUCAUGUUGGUUGAUGAUGUUAUUCAGAUUUUCUAUAUCCUUGCUGAUUUUCUGGCUAGUAAUUCUAUCAAUAGCUGAGAGAGGGGUGUUGAAGCCCUGCCCUGUAAUUCUGGAAUUAUCUGUUCCUCCUUUAAGGUCUGUCAGUUUGUGUCUCAUGUAUUUCAAAGCUCUGUUGUUUGGUGCGUACACUUAGGAUUGCUAUGUCAUCUUGAUGUAUUGACCCUGUUAUCUUUAUAUAAUGUCCCUUUUUGCCCCUGUAAUUUUCUUUACUUUGAAGUAUACUUUAUCUGAUAUUAAUGUAGUUACUACUGCAUUUUGUAGUUAACGUUUGCAUGAUUUAUAUUUUUCCAUAAUUUUAUUUUCAACCUUAUUUAUAUUGUUACAUUUGAAGUAAGUUUCUGGCAAUAGCAUAUAGUCGGGUUAUGCUUUCUUUUUAUACAUUUUACCAAUUUCUGUUUUUAAAUUGGUAUAUUUAGACCAUUUAAACUUAAAGUAAUUAUUGAUAUGAUAGGGCUUGUCUCCCAUUUUAUGAUUUGUUUUUUGUGUUUGUUCCAUUUAUUGUUCCUCUUGUUAUUUUUUUUGCCUUCCUGUGGGUUGCUUUAAUUUUUAUAAUUCCAUUUGAUAUAUCUAUGAUGUUUUUGAGUAGAUCUCUUUGUAAUUUAGUGGUUACUCUAGGUGUUAUGUUGUAUACACAUGACAUCACAGCCUUCCAUUUUAGCACUUUGAUGUGUAGAAACCUUACUUCUGUGGGGUCCCCUUACAGUCCCCAAUCUUCAGUAUUUCCUGUUCGUACACGAGCACCAUACUGGACGAUGUCCUCAUUUUUACUUCAGCUGUCAAACAUUUUUUACAAAUCUCAUGAGAAGCAUAGUUUACCUCUACUUUUACCCGUUCCAUUGUUCUUUCUUCCUUGUUGAAAUUCCAAGAUUUCUUUUGUUAACAUUUCCUUUCUUUUUUGUGAAUUCCUGUGGUCUUUCUUCUAGAGUAGGUCUUCUGAGCAAAUAUUUCUGUUUUCCUUCAUCUAAAAAUGGCUUUAUGUCCCUUGGUUCCUGAGGAUAUUUUUGUGGGACAUAGGAUUCGGGCUCAGCAGUUCUUUUCUUUCAGUACGUGAAAAGCAUGUCAUUUCCUUCUGUCCUUUUUUGUUUCAGAUGAGAAAUCUACUGCAUUUGACCCAUUGUUUUCCUAUCUGUAAUGCAUCCUUUCUGUCAAGCUGCUUUCAGAGUGUUUUUUCUUUGUAUAUAGAGUUCAGAAGUUUGAUUAUGAUGUAACCUGGCAUGAAUCUUUUGGGUUUAUCCUGUUUAGUGUUUGCUCUGCUUUUUGAAUCUAUUAGUAUAUGCCCAUUGCCAAAUUUGGGAAAUUUUUAGUUAUUAGUUCUUCAAAUAUUUUUUCAUCCCUAUACUUUCUCCUCUCUUUCAGGGACUCCAAUAACAUGAAUGGUAGAUCUUUUCUUGUUUCACAGGUCCCUCAGGCUCUCAUGGUUUUUUCCCCCAGUCUGUUUUCUCUCUGUUGCUCAGAUUGAUUAAUUUUCCCUGAUCUUUCUUUGAGCUCACUGAUUCUUUUCUCUCUCAUAUUUAAACUACUAUUGAGCUCACCCACUGAGUUUUCCUUUUGGUUUUUGAUGUUUCAAUUGUUUAAUUUCCAUUUGGUUUUUUUAUACGUCUUCUAUUUCUUUGCCUAGUUUAUAAUGCCAAAGAAGGACACUGAGAAAACAGACAAAACUGUGUAGUCCAAAGUCAUGGUUCUCCGGUGGUUUAUCUUGAUGUUGAAAUAGAAAUCCUAAGUUAUUUGGAGGAAUGGAAGGCCUAAAGUCUUCUGUGUUGGCAUCCACAAGUAUUUCUAAGAACAAAUCUAACAACUGAGGGUGAUCCACAGAUUUUCAAGGUUAUGUUCUCCAGGAAAGAUUUGUGUGUAAAAUUCCCCAGCUCUCUAAACCCUCUUACAGCCUCAAAGGAGAUGGGGCCACCCCUCUGCCAGGAUCACUCUUCCUCUUUAUGCUUUAACACAUUUCCCCUACUCUUCAACUUUCUAGGACCACUUUCUUUUACAUCCCCACUGCUAGAUCUUUAACAUUUUCCUCUUAAGCCCCUUCUAUCCUCAUAAUCUGUACCUAUGUUCAAGUCUAGUCUUACCCCCAUCCACUUUCUGCCCCGUAAGCCCAUUGAGCUCUGUCUUUCUCCUUUCUCUCACAGACUCACUGUGUCUAACUGUCCUGUCCACUGUCUGUCCCCACCCCGUACUCCCUUUCACUCCACUGACUACUAAAGAAUGGCCUCCACUGUCUCCUGACUUAAGCUCUUCUCACAAAGUUCCGUUUUGCAUCGUGGUGGUUGCCCCUCUCCCAACUCCAUUAUUGGACGUUUUUACUGCUGCCUACCUCUUUGAUUUGAAGAUCCUUUCCUUGUUUCUGUGAGUUCCUGCCCUUCCCCUAAAGAGGUCCUAUGUCUUCCUUCCAUCUAUUAAAUAAUGCUGCUUUCCAGGAUCCAUCUUUGGCCAUUGCUUUCUCACUUGUGAUGUGUGGCAUGAGUGAGUUAAUUCCCUCUCAAGGGAUUGUACUCUUAAUGGUCUACAGAGUUCCCCCAAAUCCAUGUCUCCAGGUUGAGCAUUUCUCAUGUCUGUUACCCACUGGUCACCCUUCCACACCUUCUCUGUAUUCAUAUUCACUGAGUUUAUGCACAUGUCGCGUGGCCAUCACCAUGAGGAUGCACCCAUAGUAAUCAUAAGAGCAAGCAAGCAUAUAGUAUUACUAUGUAUUAGCUGUUGUUUUUGAAUAUUUUACACACAUCAACUCUUUUAACCUUUGCAACAAGUCUUUGUAGUAGGUAAUGUUAUCCCCAUUUUACAGAUCAGAAAACUGAGGCAUAGAAAAGUUAAGGGAAUUUGCCAAGGAAUUAGAAAGUAUGAGAUUAGGGGUGGGAGGCCAGUUAGGCUGGCUGCAGAAUCCAGGCCCUUCUCACUUUCCUGUGUUGCUUCUCAUGGGAUGAGUCUUUGUUUUCCUGGUCACCAUUCAUUUUUACUAAAAUGAAUUAAAUAGUGCUCAUUUAGCUAUAACGCUUUUUCUCAUUUGAUGGUACAUCUUGGCCGUCCCUUCAGGUUGAGUGAGAUAAACCAGACUCUCUCUCUAAUGGCUGCAUAAUCUGGUGUAACUGUGUAGAAAAUGCAGAUAAUCUCUGCAUUUGAGGUCGGGGGGAGGCAGAGAAGGGCGAAGGUGGGCAUUUGGUUUUCAGCAUUGUGUUUGAGGUGCCUGCAGAACAGCUCAGUGAAUCCCACUAUCUUCUGCCUUGUCGCCCAAGCCAGACGCCUCGCAGCCAUUUUUCUGUCAUCAUCCUGGCAUCCAGCCACUCUCCCGUUCUGUUCAUCUGUUCAUUUUACCUUUUUAUUUUCCUUAGUAGACACUCAACAGAUGUGUGUUUUAGUGAGUGGCUACACACAGCAGGGUAUUUUUAUUACAAUGUUUGGGUCCUCGCAGAAUGUUUACACAAAGCUGUGAAUAUAUUUGGCACAGUAUAUGACAUGAUUCAAAGAGAAUCUACAUGGGGUUUUAUGGUCUGAUAUAUAAGACUCUAAAAGUUAUAAUGAAUGAUUGUGUCAGAGGUCCUCCCAGAGGUCACCCCAGGUUUGAUGAUUUACUAGGAAGGCUCACAGGACUCAGCAUAUUAUCGUACUCAAUGACUAUGAUUUAUUACAGCAAAAAGAAUACAAAACAGAUUCAGGCAAGGGAAAAGGCACAAGGACCGAAGUCCAGCGGAAACCAGAGACAUGUUUCAGGAGUUCUGAUGUUUAAUUUAAGCUCCAUCAGUGAGUUAUGACAGCAUGUGUGAAAUGUCUACUAGGGAAGCUCAUUAGAAACUCACUGCCCCAGGGUUUUUAUUGGGCUCCCUUUGUCUAGAACAUAACCAGAAUUCUAGACCUCCAGAAGGAUAGCAGGUGACCAGCAUAAGCCACAUGUUUACACAAACAAUAGGCACACUGAGCCAUUCCUUGUUUCUGGGAAUGAUGGGAAAUCUCCCGAAAUCUAAGCUUCCAAAUUCCAGCCAUGUGCAAACUUUGAAGCUCAAAGGAUGGCAGUCUAAGGCCUGCUACGUUAACUACUCUUCAUAGUGAUUUAAACGGUACUAAAAUGUUGAGUAAGUUCAAAUAUCUGUAACAAAUAUCGAACAAGUACAGUUUGCUACAAGAAAAUAUGUCAUAGCUUUGAGGUAAAGUCAUAUAUACAUGUAAACCAUUGUAACUAAAAGAAUCAGUUAAAUCACAAUGGAAAUUCUUACAAACGAAGCAGACAGGAUUUAACUUAGUGAUGACAAGUACAGAGAAUAUCUGAUAAGAAAGGAGGUUGCCUCUCUCAUUAUCUGUAUAGAUAGAUAUGUCUUCAAGUCAUUUGACUUUUGAAUAUUCCCUUCAUUUGCCUUUAUUUCUAUAAAGAUGUAAUGGCCAGGUCAAUGCUGUGUAUUUCCAUUGCACAUAUGUCAACAAUUUCUCGUCUACUCUUUGUUCCCACUAUUGAAACUUGUAGCCUUUGGCUUCAACAAAAAGAAUUAAAGAAUAUGGA
Molecule: messenger RNA, 8876 nt
Organism: Equus quagga
Lineage: Eukaryota; Metazoa; Chordata; Mammalia; Perissodactyla; Equidae
Gene: ZNF805
Product: zinc finger protein 805
Exons: 1
Coding region: 144-1628 (494 amino acids)
Biological process (GO): regulation of immune system process; regulation of cytokine production; negative regulation of transcription by RNA polymerase II
Source: RefSeq, a predicted model, not a curated record